GGGGAAUUGGAUAAGAGAGACAAACUAAGGAGGAGGAGGAGGGAGCAUGAGGAUUCAGGAUUAGAGAGGGCGGCAGCCGGCAUUCCCAAAUUGCAAUAACCCUAUCUCUAUCUCCUAUAAUAUCAUCGCCUCGCCUGCUGUCUGCUUCCUCUCCUCCUUCUCCACCAAUAAUCUUUUAGUUUUUUAUUUUUUUAUUGCCAUUUGCUACUUUAAUUAAUUUCUUUCUUCUGUCUCUCUGACGUCCACAUGACAACAACGCCAUGGCUAUGCCUUUGACUUCCUUUCGUCUACUUUUAAUUCCCCAGUCCGAGUCAACCAUUACGCCCACCAUCAAAAUAUAUACAUAGCAUUAACCUCCUCCUCCUCCUCAUCUCCACACCAAUACACAAUCUAUUCGAUGAAGGAUUCCAAUUCCGCCGCUGACCUUCAAAUCGCCGCCGCUCCUUCCACCAUUGUUCCCCGGAGGACGGUCAGGAUCUCCUUCGUGCUGCUCGGCGUUGCUCUGGCUAUCCUCGUUCUCUACAACUCCGCCAUUAAUCCUUUCAGAUUUCUCCCCGUUUCCUACACCACCUACCGCCCCUCUGCAUCCCCUUCUCUCACCACAGACCCUCUUCUGGAAAAAAUUCUGAAGAAUGCAUCGACGGAAGAUGGAACGGUAAUAUUGACAACACUGAACGACGCGUGGGCGGAGCCGGGUUCGCUACUGGAUCUGUUUCUGGAAAGCUUCCACAUCGGAAACGGAACGGAGAGGCUACUGAAGCACUUGGUAAUAGUGACGAUGGACAAAAAGGCGUAUGCCCGUUGCGUGGCGUUGCACCCGCAUUGCUACGAACUGGACACACAAGGCAUCAAUUUCUCCAGCGAGGCCUACUUCAUGACCUCUGACUACCUCCAGAUGAUGUGGCGGAGAAUCGAAUUUCUCACCUCUGUUCUCCGGAUGGGUUUCAGCUUCGUCUUCACCGAUUCUGAUAUCAUGUGGCUCCAAGACCCCUUCAACCACUUCCACCCAGAUGCGGAUUUUCAGAUUGCGUGCGAUUACUUUCUGGGGAAUUCGGAGGAUCUAAACAACCGCCCCAACGGGGGGUUCACCUACGUCAAAUCAAAUCCCAAAACAAUCAAAUUCUACAAGUUUUGGUACCAAUCCAGGACCAUAUAUCCGGGCCAGCACGACCAAGACGUGCUCAACAAGAUCAAGACCAGCCCAUUGAUCUCUAAAAUAGGCCUCAAGAUAAGGUUUCUGGACACUGCCAACUUCGGAGGCUUCUGUCAGCCCAGCCGGGACUUCAACCGGGUCUCCACCAUGCACGCCAAUUGCUGCGUCGGCCUCGACAACAAAGUUCACGAUCUCAAGAUUCUGCUCCAUGACUGGAAUACCUUUUUUACGCAGACUCCCCGGGACAAAGCUGCCUCCACUCCUUCGUGGAGCGUUCCUCAAGAUUGCAAGUACGUUUUAUUAAUGUCAUUAUAA
Momordica charantia (bitter melon) is the source of this 1468-nucleotide messenger RNA. The record is from RefSeq and is a predicted model, not a curated record. Lineage: Eukaryota; Viridiplantae; Streptophyta; Magnoliopsida; Cucurbitales; Cucurbitaceae.